This is a messenger RNA of Daktulosphaira vitifoliae (grape phylloxera), 1304 nucleotides long. RefSeq lists its product as uncharacterized. The record is from RefSeq and is a predicted model, not a curated record. The transcript has 2 exons. Bases 77 to 1015 code for a protein of 312 amino acids. Lineage: Eukaryota; Metazoa; Arthropoda; Insecta; Hemiptera; Phylloxeridae.
CGUAUCUUUUGACAUUACGCCGAAUUAUAUUUUGAUCAAAAUAAUCCAAUCAUAAUUAAAUUUAAUUAUAAUCCAAAUGAUUUCAUUAAAACUCGCCAAGAUAGGUUUUAUAUUAUUUUCUGUGAUUUUCUGUACGAAAUCUAAUUCAAUUUCAAGAAAAAACAUGGAUCAGUUAGAUAACUUACUACGGUGUUGCGGAUGGAAAAAUUUAAAUGAGUUGAUCUUCAUAAAAUAUUACAAUAAAGAACAUUAUCUUCAAAAUUUGAUGAAAAUACCAACAGACCGCAAUAGUUGUAGGCAAAAAAUACGAGCUUUGACUAUAUAUCUUGGAUGUAUAUACGCAAAUGUUGUGAAUAAUAUUCUUCCUAUUAUUAGCAACAUUGUUAUAAUUUGUCAAAACAAAUUCACAGAAGAGAACGACUUAAUAAAUGGAUUUAUUUGCACUGAAGAACUCAUAAACAUAAUAUCCUUUUUUAUUGUUCCGUUAGCAACAUUGAUGGAAGGCGCCAUGGAUACUUUGAAUUCAUUACAUUCCAAUCCUUUGUCGUUAGAGAAAUAUAACUACAUGAUAAGGCCUCUAUUUACAAGAAUUAGAAAUAUUCUUGAAUAUUUAAACAAACAAACUCUAUCACGAGACGAUAUUUCUACAUACAUUAAGAAAUUAAAUAUUGUAGAUAAAUAUUUUAAUAUUACAAUAUUACAGGUAAAUAAAGAAUGCAAAAUUUAUUGUGAAUUUGUUUCUCAUUGUAAGGAUUAUUUAUGGAAUGACUGGAAUCUAGAAUAUACAGCAAUAAGCCAAGACAUAGAAUUAGUAUUUUUCAAAUUCUUAAAGAGUAAAAUUGAAGAUUAUAUCAAGACAAUAAUUAUAGAAAAGUAUUUUAAUCUGGGGUUUAUAUUUGAUCCAAUCACAGAAGAAACGUUUCUACCACUGGCAAAUGAGUCACUUGAACUAGAAUUGGAAUUUAAAGCAAUUGGUGAAAAGCCUCCAACGGCAAUAAAAAUAGAAUAUCAUUAAAUGUUCUAAUAAAAUAAAAUUUGUUCUUUAUUCAUAUUUUAUAAUAAAUUUCAGUUCACAUAAAAACAUUUAAAAUUUUUAAAGAACCAUUAAAAUCUAAUUAUAUGUAAUUAUUUUUAGUAAAAAAACAAAUAAAUGAUAAUUAAAGGAUAAUUUUAAACAUAAUAUUAAUUAAAUAAAUAUAGACACUGGAUAUAUUAAAUUUUAAUCAUUUUUAUAAACCACUCAUGAUUUAUUGUUUGAUAAAAAUUUUGUCACAUAAUAAAACAUUAAAAAAUUGGCCAAAGCU